Ascoidea rubescens DSM 1968 is the source of this 1282-nucleotide messenger RNA. It is a transcript of the gene CNS1, whose product is annotated as HSP70/90 family co-chaperone CNS1. The transcript has a single exon. Gene Ontology annotation, biological process: protein folding. NCBI's taxonomy places the organism in Eukaryota, Fungi, Ascomycota, Saccharomycetes, Ascoideales, Ascoideaceae. Gene Ontology annotation, molecular function: Hsp90 protein binding. The record is from RefSeq and is a predicted model, not a curated record. Bases 20 to 1210 code for a protein of 396 amino acids.
CCAAAAUAUAACUGUAAUCAUGUCUAACUGGGACAAGAAGAGAUACGUUCCCAAGGAAGGUGGGUCUUUUUUACCUCCUCAAUUGAACGACUUUACCAACAAAUCAACAGAUGAAAUAGUAAAAGAAUUGAAUAAAUUGCCCUUUUUCAUGACUAGUUUGAAUGAAGAAAAUAGUGAAGAUAACAUGCAAUUAGAAGCCUUGAAAGCACUAGUGUACGAUGGAGAACCAGAAGAAAUAGCAACAAAUUUCAAGAACCAGGGAAAUGAUUGUUUUAAAUCUAAAGACUACAAAAAUGCUGUCAUAUACUACUCCAAGGGCAUUGCUGUAUUGACCAAUCCCGAAAAUAAAACUGAAUCAAAUAUUGUGGAUUUAGAUAUUCUAAAAGUUUUAUAUUUAAAUCGUUCAAUAGCUAAUUUCAAUUUAAAAAACUACAGAAGAUCCAUCAAUGAUUCCAAAGAAGUACUAAAAAUCGAUAUCAAAAACAUAAAGGCUUAUUAUCGAAUUGGGCUAGCUUAUCUCGCAUUAGACAAGUUUCAAGAGGCUAAAGAAUCUGUUCAAUUUGCUGAGGACUUGAUGAGAUCAGAUACUUUGUUGAAGACUAAAACAAAUGAAUUAUCAAUAAAAGGCUUGAAUGAAAAAAUUAAACAAAGACAAGAGUAUUUUAAUCAAAUUGAGAAAAACAGAAAAUUAAAAGAGCUCAAGGAAAAAUUUUUGUUAAAGGCCACUCAAAUUAGAAAUAUCAAGUUGUUAAGUAGUUCAGAUUCGUACAUAAACAACAAGGCCUCCUUUGAUGAAUAUUUCAAAAACUCGAAUUUGAAUCUCGAGUAUUACCUUGAAGAUUUUAAAGACAUUCAAUCUCAGUUAAUUUUUCCUGUGAUAGUGAUUCAUCCUAUUGAAAAUAAGUUUGAUUUUGUUCAAGCCUUUGGAGAGUUAUCCAAUGCUUCAGAUUUAUUAAAAUUGCUCUAUAACGAUGAUAAUGAACGUUAUUUUAACAACAUCAAGAGAAAGCAAAUAUUUUUAGAAACUGAUAAAGGUGGUUUGAUUAAGUUGGGCAAAAAUGUUGAAAUCUCUCAAGUUUUGCAACAACAGGAACCUAAAAUUCCUUUAUUUGAUAAAUGCUUAAGAGUAUAUAUUGUUGAUAAAAGUGAUAUUUCCAGUUGGAUAAAACAAUGGAAAGAAAACAAAGAAAAAAAUGAUUCUGAAAGAUAAACUAUAUAGCCUUUACUUUUAUUUAUUUAUUUAUUUAUUUAUUUAACUAAUUAAAUUGGGAUUUUUCAAGCC